Chlamydomonas reinhardtii is the source of this 1091-nucleotide messenger RNA. RefSeq lists its product as uncharacterized. The coding region runs from base 400 to 687 and encodes 95 amino acids. The transcript has 4 exons. NCBI's taxonomy places the organism in Eukaryota, Viridiplantae, Chlorophyta, Chlorophyceae, Chlamydomonadales, Chlamydomonadaceae. The record is from RefSeq and is a predicted model, not a curated record.
UUACUUGCUAUUCCCUAUUGUAGAAAAAUAGGCAGCAGGUAAAACUCGGCCGGAGUGAGAAGCGACCUACCGGCAGUGGGGCCAGCGGCGGUGGCGCCUGACUGUCCAUGUGCGGACGCAGAAGGUGCUGGAGCACACGGCGCAGCAGCUGGCUGGUGGAAGGCCCAAGGAGGAGGUCAUUGUUGGCUGGGGCAACGCCAACACUGGCUAUGGCGGUUGCAUCAGCAGGUGUGUGCGAAGUGCGGGCGGCGCUUACUCGGCAACGGGCAGCGCUGCCUGCAGGCGGUCGUACCAUGGGGGGGCUUACGUGCUCACCAAGUCCAAGUGUGCAACCACUGCGGGACGGUGUGGGGACGUGACGUCAACUCCGCAACCAACAUCCGGCACGCGCUGGUGGAAAUGCUGCUGGGGCACAAGCGACCUGCAUCGCUGCAGACUGGCGGCGGCGGCGGCGGCGGCGGCGGCGGCAGCGGCGGCGGCGGCGGCGGCAGCGGCGGCGGCGGCGGCGGCAGCGGCGGCGGCGGCGGCGGCAGCGGCGGCGGCGGCGGCGGCAGCGGCGGCGGCGGCGGCGGCAGCGGCAGCGGCGGCGGCGCGUGCGCGCAUCUUGGUAGCGGAGGGGGCGGGAAAGGCCACGUGGAGGAGGAGAGCGCAGCGCCGCCCAAGAAGCGGCGCAAGCGCGCAGGCUGAGGAGCCGGCUGGUGUCUAGGCAGCGGUCCGCGGUGGGGCUGGCAGGGCAUGCGUAGCGGCGUGACAAGUAGUGCGGCUGUUGACAACUGUGCUACGUCUGGCUGCGGUUGGCUCUGCUGUGGCAUCGCGAUUGCUAGGCACCGGGUUUGGCUAUGUGCCUGUGGAAACCGACCCCGGCUAUGUCCGGGCGAUGAGGUUGUUCGGCAUCAGAGAGUGGAGGGGCUCAGCCCCUUUUCCCGUGACCGGGGAACACUUGUCCACAGAUGAUGGCGAAGCGGUUGGAGAGGGCGGGCAGCAGCAUCGAAUUGCGGCAUGCGUGCGGUGGGCUCUCGAAACCCGGCCGACCCCCCGGACGACGACCCACCCCGCAACUUUGGUGGCCCAGCACUUCCUCAUCAGACUAC